Messenger RNA from Austrofundulus limnaeus, 229 nucleotides. Its product is annotated as putative selection and upkeep of intraepithelial T-cells protein 1 homolog. Gene Ontology annotation, molecular function: signaling receptor binding. Gene Ontology annotation, cellular component: external side of plasma membrane. NCBI's taxonomy places the organism in Eukaryota, Metazoa, Chordata, Actinopteri, Cyprinodontiformes, Rivulidae. The record is from RefSeq and is a predicted model, not a curated record. Gene Ontology annotation, biological process: regulation of cytokine production; T cell receptor signaling pathway.
AGUCCGGACCGGGACAUAAUGAUGGCGUCGUACAUCCAGAGGACGUCCCUGUCCUCCGAGGGACUGAGACACGGAGACGUGUCCCUGAGGCUCAGGAACGUGACACUGGAGGACAACGGCAAGUUCAGAUGUUUCAUCCCGAACCUGAAGAUCGACGCAGAGGUUCUGCUGCUCGUCGACCCAAACUUUGUCAGCACCACACCAUCAGAACCACCAGAGAACAGAAAUC